Molecule: messenger RNA, 6332 nt
Organism: Nematostella vectensis (starlet sea anemone)
Lineage: Eukaryota; Metazoa; Cnidaria; Anthozoa; Actiniaria; Edwardsiidae
Product: integrator complex subunit 11
Exons: 25
Coding region: 137-2017 (626 amino acids)
Biological process (GO): snRNA processing
Cellular component (GO): nucleus
Source: RefSeq, a predicted model, not a curated record
AUACGCAUGUGUAACAUAUUAUACCGCUGACAAGCCAGCAAGCAAAAAAAUAAAAAUAAAAAUAAGGAAUAUCGUGGAGAUUUGUAGAAGAAUCAGAACUCUUGCACCGCAAUAGAAUACGUUUGGUGUGACUAUAAUGUCUGGAAUAAAGGUUGUGCCGUUAGGAGCUGGCCAGGAUGUUGGUAGAAGCUGUAUCCUGGUCAGUAUUGGUGGUCGUAACAUUAUGUUAGACUGUGGAAUGCACAUGGGAUAUAAUGACGAGCGCCGUUUUCCUGAUUUCGAUUACAUCACAAGAUCAGGAAAACUGACAGAGCAUCUGGACUGUGUGUUAAUAAGCCAUUUCCACUUGGACCAUUGUGGAGCUCUUCCAUACUUCUCAGAGAUGGUUGGUUACGAUGGACCAAUCUACAUGACACACCCCACCAAAGCUAUAUGUCCCAUUUUACUGGAGGAUUACAGAAAAAUUACUGUUGAGAGGAAAGGAGAGACAAAUUUCUUUACAUCACAGAUGAUCAAAGAUUGUAUGAAAAAGGUUGUUCCAAUCAAUCUUCAUCAAUCAAUCAAGGUUGAUGAUGAGCUGGAGAUAAAAGCUUACUAUGCAGGACAUGUGCUGGGUGCCGUCAUGUUUCAUAUGAGAGUCGGAACAGAGUCAGUAGUUUAUACUGGAGAUUAUAACAUGACACCAGAUAGACAUUUAGGUUCAGCAUGGAUAGACAAGUGUAGGCCUGAUAUCUUGAUAACAGAGUCCACGUAUGCCACUACCAUCAGAGACUCAAAAAGGUGCAGAGAACGAGAUUUCCUGAAGAAAGUACAUGAAACCAUGGAAAAAGGAGGGAAGGUUCUGAUACCUGUGUUUGCCCUGGGCAGGGCUCAAGAGCUUUGCAUUCUUUUAGAAACUUACUGGGAAAGAAUGAAUUUGAAAGCCCCAAUCUACUUCUCUACAGGUCUUACUGAAAAGGCAAACCAUUACUACAAGUUAUUUAUCACAUGGACAAACCAGAAAAUCAAGAAUACAUUUGUCCAAAGGAACAUGUUUGAGUUUGAGCAUAUAAAGCCAUUUGAUCGGUCGUACAUUGACAACCCCGGACCAAUGGUUGUGUUUGCCACUCCAGGCAUGCUUCAUGCUGGUCUCUCAUUACAGAUAUUUAAAAAGUGGGCUUCCAAUGAAAACAAUAUGGUAGUAAUUCCAGGAUAUUGUGUUGCUGGUACAGUGGGGCACAAGGUCCUCGCUGGACAGAAAAAGAUUGAACUGGACAAAAAGAAUGUGAUCGAUGUGAAGUUAUCUGUUCAAUACAUGUCAUUCAGUGCGCAUGCCGAUGCAGCAGGGAUCAUGCAGCUCAUACGAACGGCAGAACCCAGGAAUGUGAUCCUUGUUCACGGGGAGGGAGGCAAGAUGGAGUUUCUUAAGCAAAAAAUUGAACAAGAAUUUCGAAUUCCUUGUUACAAGCCGGCAAACGGGGAGACUGUGACAGUUCCUACCUCUCCUGUCAUUGCUGUUGACAUGUCUCUCAGUCUGCUGAAAAGGAAGAUAGAGUCCUUGAGAGAUCCAGAUGCAAAAAGAGCGCGAUUGACACCAGACAACAACCACCUGCCACUCCAAGGCGUCUUGGUCAUGAAAGACGAGUCUCUGCGUCUGCUAGAGUCCGAGGAGGCCAUGAAGGAACUAGGACUCACACAGCACCAACUGCGAUUUACAUCUACUGUUACCAUGGAAACCUCAGAACCUAAUCAUCAGAUCCUGGAGAAAUUGCAUUCCCACCUUGAAAGACUUCUGCCCAGCUACUCCAUACAAAAGGUCUCUGGGGGUUGCCUUUCAGUCGAAUCGGUUCUUAUAAAGUUCAGUGGUAGUGGAUCUGGCACAGAAAGGACUGGUCAGCCCACCACUUGCAGCAUGCUGGUCUCCUGGACAUUCCAGGACGAGGAGCUUGGCAGUCACAUCCUUAACAUACUUCAGGGACAGAAGGGCAGUUUCCUCUCCCAGACUUGCCCCCAGCCUGUACAACCCGCCGCCAGAUAGCACCGAGGAAGCAUGGAAACUAUAACGUCAUUGCCCAUGCUUGGCAGCAGACCCGCAUUUCUCGUAUCCGGGUUUGGGAAGAACUCGACCUGCCUUUGUGAGGGGGGAAAUCCCAAAUUCCUGUUUGAUCUCAGAUGUCAUUUCUACUCUUGGGCUCUGUAGCUAAGACCAGCUGGGGGGGCAGACCAGCAAAACGUGAGAUAUUAAAUGUUAAUAGCGCCGGCCCUACAUACUUGGGAAAACUUAUUCUAAACUGUGACAGGAAAGUCCACUAACAUCACGUUCCUUACUGUUGAAUAAUGUUGUGCCUUUUCACGCCUAUAUGACAUCGGCUGAGCAUUUUGUCACCUAUUUCGGACAACGUUGUGAUGUUUGGUAGCGGUUUGUAAAAGAUGAAGUAGUGUGCUUAUAGAUUUGUCAAGAGCGAUGAAAGUGAUUACAGACUUCAUCAGUAUCUAGUAGCAACCCUGAUUGUAUAUUCAGGUAUUUGCUGUUUAAUAUAAUCUUAUAAUUGCGGUCAAAGAGAAAUAUAACUAUCUAAUGAAGGGGAAGAAAGGGUUAGAACUCUUGCCAAACCAACCACAAGACAAUACAAAAUGCAAUCUUUAUUUUCUCCUCUUUUAAUAUCUUCUAAUUGCGAUUUUGCUUCACAAACAGCAAUUUGUUAUUGUUCUGGGAUUGCGGCAAUAUUUUCUUGGAUGUAUAAAUUUAUAAGCUUGUCAUAUAUAUAUUCUUCUGUUUACGUGCUCUGACGACUGGAUCCCAUAUGGAGGAUUAUAAUAGAAACAAAGUAAAAAACAAAGUAAGAAUACCACAAACAAUGGGUGGUUUUCAAAAUCCCGUGCAACAAAAUGUAAUUGUUAAAUAGUCAAGCCGUAACAAAAGAGAACAAAGACAUAACAGUGUAUUAGUACUAAAUAAACUAAUAAGUAUUUCACGUGUUUAAAAAAACCACUCAAAGCUUACAAAUUGACUUACAAUAAAAAUAGGAACAAACCGAAUUAUCAAACAACAGGCUACAAAAGCAAAAAAUGUCACUGUCAAUGUCAUUUUUCCUGUCAAUGUUCUUGUGGCUUUUAUUUCGUCCUAAAUUUGCACAAAUAAAUGAACAAGCAAACAACAACAACAACAAAAACAACAACAAAAAACGAAAUACUGACUAGCAGAAACAUUCCGGACAGGCCACUAAAAACAGACGGGCGAUGCGUUUUGCACCAAUACUAAUCUCCUCUAUUCGUUUACUGCUUAAAUUGUAUACAUUCCAACAUCUUCGUAACUUCGGUAGAGCAAUAAGCCGUACGUAAUUAUUAGUUCAUUUGAAUUAGUUCUGAACGCCGUGUUCAACUGGCAGCAGCUUCCUUGGUGUCCGACUCAGACUGUCGUCGCGAGAGGUGCUGAUUGAACCGCCAGCCCUCAUUGUGACGGUGGAACAUCUGAAAUCAGCGAGAGCAUUGUCAAGGUGGACGUGACAUGGAAAAAAAAUAAAUUCCAUUUUUAGGGGAUUUUCAAGAAGAAAUUGGUGAAAUAGUACAUUUUAACUUGGGAAAUCGUGGCUAAAUAACGCAAAAAUAACUAUCCCCAGAUAGUGGUAAAACAGUACAUUUCUAGGGGAUUAAAACAGUACAUUUCUAGGGGAUUGUCUAAGGGGAAAAUGGUAAAACAGUACAUUUCUAGGGAAAAAAUGGUAAACAGUACAUUUCUAGGGGAUUGUCUAGGGAAAAAAUAAUAAAACAGUACAUUUCUAGGGGAUUGUCUAGGGGGGAAAUGGUAAAACAGUACAUUUCUAGGGGAUUGUCUAGGGGGAAAAUGGUAAAACAGUACACUUCUAGGGGAUUGUCUAGGGGGGAAUGAUAAAACAGUACACUUCUAGGGGAUUGUCUAAGGGGAAAAUGGUAAAACAGUACAUUUCUAGGGGAUUGUCUAAGGGGAAAUGGUAAAACAGUUCACUUCUAGGGGAUUGUCUAAGGGGAUAAUGGUAAAACAGUACAUUUCUAGGGGGAUUGUCUAGGGGGGAAAUGGUGAAACAGUACAUUUCUAGGGGAUUGUCUAGGGGAAAAAUGGUAAAACAGUACACUUCUAGGGGAUUGUCUAGGGGGAAAAUGAUAAAACAGUACAUUUCUAGGGAAUUGUCUAAGGGGAAAAUGGUAAAACAGUACAUUUCUAGGGGAUUGUCUAGGGAAAAAAUAAUAAAACAGUACAUUUCUAGGGGAUUGUCUAGGGGGGAAAUGGUAAAACAGUACAUUUCUAGGGGAUUGUCUAGGGGGAAAAUGGUAAAACAGUACACUUCUAGGGGAUUGUCUAGGGGGGAAUGAUAAAACAGUACACUUCUAGGGGAUUGUCUAAGGGGAAAAUGGUAAAACAGUACAUUUCUAGGGGAUUGUCUAAGGGGAAAUGGUAAAACAGUUCACUUCUAGGGGAUUGUCUAAGGGGAUAAUGGUAAAACAGUACAUUUCUAGGGGGAUUGUCUAGGGGGGAAAUGGUGAAACAGUACAUUUCUAGGGGAUUGUCUAGGGGAAAAAUGGUAAAACAGUACACUUCUAGGGGAUUGUCUAGGGGGAAAAUGAUAAAACAGUACAUUUCUAGGGAAUUGUCUAAGGGGAAAAUGGUAAAACAGUACAUUUCUAGGGGAUUGUCUAGGGGAAAAAUGGUAAACAGUACAUUUCUAGGGGAUUGUCUAAGGGGAAAAAUGGUAAAACAGUACAUUUCUAGGGGAUUGUCUAGGGAAAAAUGGUAAAACAGUACAUUUCUAGGGGAUUGUCUAGGGGAAAAUGGUAGAACAGUACAUUUCUAGGGGAUUGUCUAAGGGGAAAUGGUAAAACAGUUCACUUCUAGGGGAUUGUCUAGGGGAAAAAUGAUAAAACAGUACAUUUCUAGGGGAUUGUCUAAGGGGAAAAUGGUAAAACAGUACAUUUCUAGGGGAUUGUCUAGGGGAAAAAUGGUAAACAGUACAUUUCUAGGGGGAUUGUCUAGGGAAAAAAAGGUAAACAGUACUUUUAUAGGGGAUUGCCUUGGGGAAAAAUGGUAAAACAGUACAUUUUUAAGGGAUUGCCUUGGAGAAAAAUGGUAAAAAAGUACAUUUCUAGAGGAUUGUCUUAGGGGAAAAUGGUAAAACAGUACAUUUCUAGGGGAUUGUCUGAGGGGAAAAAUUGUAAAACAGUACAUUUCUAGGGGAUUGUCUAGGGGGGAAUGAUAAAACAGUACACUUCUAGGGGAUUGUCUAAGGGGAAAAUGGUAAAACAGUACAUUUCUAGGGGAUUGUCUAAGGGGAAAUGGUAAAACAGUUCACUUCUAGGGGAUUGUCUAAGGGGAUAAUGGUAAAACAGUACAUUUCUAGGGGGAUUGUCUAGGGGGGAAAUGGUGAAACAGUACAUUUCUAGGGGAUUGUCUAGGGGAAAAAUGGUAAAACAGUACACUUCUAGGGGAUUGUCUAGGGGGAAAAUGAUAAAACAGUACAUUUCUAGGGAAUUGUCUAAGGGGAAAAUGGUAAAACAGUACAUUUCUAGGGGAUUGUCUAGGGGAAAAAUGGUAAACAGUACAUUUCUAGGGGGAUUGUCUAGGGAAAAAAAGGUAAACAGUACUUUUAUAGGGGAUUGCCUUGGGGAAAAAUGGUAAAACAGUACAUUUUUAAGGGAUUGCCUUGGAGAAAAAUGGUAAAAAAGUACAUUUCUAGAGGAUUGUCUUAGGGGAAAAUGGUAAAACAGUACAUUUCUAGGGGAUUGUCUAAGGGGAAAAAAUUGUAAAACAGUACAUUUCUAGGGGAUUGUCUAGGGGGGAAUGAUAAAACAGUACACUUCUAGGGGAUUGUCUAAGGGGAAAAUGGUAAAACAGUACAUUUCUAGGGGAUUGUCUAAGGGGAAAUGGUAAAACAGUUCACUUCUAGGGGAUUGUCUAAGGGGAUAAUGGUAAAACAGUACAUUUCUAGGGGGAUUGUCUAGGGGGGAAAUGGUGAAACAGUACAUUUCUAGGGGAUUGUCUAGGGGAAAAAUGGUAAAACAGUACACUUCUAGGGGAUUGUCUAGGGGGAAAAUGAUAAAACAGUACAUUUCUAGGGAAUUGUCUAAGGGGAAAAUGGUAAAACAGUACAUUUCUAGGGGAUUGUCUAGGGGAAAAAUGGUAAACAGUACAUUUCUAGGGGGAUUGUCUAGGGAAAAAAAGGUAAACAGUACUUUUAUAGGGGAUUGCCUUGGGGAAAAAUGGUAAAACAGUACAUUUUUAAGGGAUUGCCUUGGAGAAAAAUGGUAAAAAAGUACAUUUCUAGAGGAUUGUCUUAGGGGAAAAUGGUAAAACAGUACAUUUCUAGGGGAUUGUCUAAGGG